GUCGUUGAAGCAGCUUGGCUGCCUGCAAUCCAACAUGGAGUAGAGAGUGAUGGGGCUCUAGCGGGGCCACCCCUCGGUAACAACAGCGACGACGCGCUUUUACGCACAACUGGAACCGGAGUCGUCGGUCAAAACAUGCGCCUUAGGACUUAAAAACGGAGUGUGUUCCUGGUGUGUCCGUGUGUUUGCGUGCGUGAGUGUGUUUGGGGAGAGGGGAGGCGAAAAGAAGAGCUGGAAUCGGCUGCUAAACGCUCUGUUUAGGUUACGUUACCUACUGAAGGCGAUGGGGUUUUUAAAGUUGUAGGAAAGAGGAUAUUUGCGAUCCAGAAUAUAUUGGGUGCCUCCAAGGAGAAAAGAGGCAAACGCGAGGAAAAGAAGACGGAGGCAAAGCCAGUCGAAGGCAAGCCAAAGAGCCGACAAUCGCACAAAGGCGCAGGGGGGAUUUAUGCGGAAUUUGAGACAGAAUCGGAGGAGCCGCGGUGAAAGAAUGACGAGCGAAAAGUAUGCAAUCGCCGUGGUACAUUACCUGAGGUGAAACGAGAAAAUGAUAGAAGAAACACACCCAAACGAUGACAGCUACAUCGUGCGUGUGAAAGCGGUGGUGAUGACGAGGGACGACUCGAGCGGCGGGUGGCUGGCCCAGGAUGGCGGAGCUCUGAGCAGAGUUGGUGUGUGCCGACUCCUGCCCCCAGAGCUGGCCCCCGUUCCAGCCUCUUGCAGCUCACAGUUUCUUAUCAGGGGUGAAAGGCUGCGGGACAAACAGGUCAUCCUGGACUGUCCGCUGAGGAAGGACAUCAAGUACACCAUAGCAACACCCACAUUUCACCAUUGGAAGGUGGAGGACAGGAAGUGUGGCCUGUCCUUUCAGAGUCCAGCUGAUGCCAGAGCAUUUGACAGAGGGGUUCGGAAAGCAAUUGAAGACCUGGCUGAAGGCUCCACCACCUCCUCUACAGCACUCCAGAAUGAGGGCGAGCUGGGUGAUGACGACGUCUUUACCUACACCACAGACAGCUCAUCCAACUCCUCCCAGAGACUGGAGAGCUCUUUGCAGCAGCUUGAGUCCUCCCCGCUUCCGCAGAGACAUAAGUGCGUGCUGACACAUCGCCACGACCUCCACGACCCUUACCGGCUGUCGGACCACUACUUCCUGGACCAGCCGCUGUGCCGGCUUCCUCGCCAUGUUACCUUUCAGGAAGACGAGGAAAUCGUGCGAAUCAACCCUCGAGAGCGCAGCUGGGAAGGAACUACCGAGCACCAUCAUGGCCGCCAGUCAGAGCGCUCCUGGCUUACGGGCUACGAGGACUACCGCCACGCCACUGUACGUGACAAGUUUAUCCAAAUGGAUGACAAUGAGUCCUACGUCCACUUUGCCAAGACAGAGGCACAGAAACAUGACUACACCUACCCGCUGGCACCAGCCCUGUCGCCCUCAGACUCUGACCCCGCACUUGGACCCUUAAUGGUCAAUAAGGGCCAGGGCGGGUCGUAUCGCCAAGGCUUCCCUUCUGUGGUGUCCAGCCAGCCCAGCUCCUUUCUCCCAAACUCGUCACCAUCCACCAAUGGUGGGAAGGGGCGGAAGGAUGAUGGGAUGGAGCGUGCUCAGUGUGAGAAUUGCGGAGAGGCCUUUUACAUCUCUGACAACCGAAGAGGCCGGUGCCAGGAUGCGCCGGAUCCUGUCCGGGCUUGCAUCCGGCGAGUCAGCUGCAUGUGGCUGGCAGACACAAUGCUCUACCACUGCAUGUCCGACCCAGAGGGAGACUACUCGGACCCGUGCUCAUGUGAUGGGGGCGAGGGCAGUGGGGGAGGCCGACUAGGCUCUCGCUGGUUAGCACUGCUCGGUUUGUCUCUGGUAGCGCCCUGCCUCUGCCUCUACCCGCCUCUCCACGCUUGCCACCGGGCAGGGCUCAGGUGCGGCUGCUGCGGAGGCCGACACAAGGCCCUGAGUUGAGCUGCUGCGCUUGGAAAAAGAAAAAAAGAAAAAAGCCUCUGAGAGGAAACAAUGAAUAGCUAAAACCCAACGCAAGCACAGGGAAAGGGAAGGACGUGGAAAUACACAGAGGGGGCAAGUGGUCACGGCUGCUGGCACUUUUGCCUUGGUUACUCUUGGUUUCUCUACAAAUUCCAGACACUGAAAUAAGCCAAAAAAAAAAAACUGUUGGUGCAUUUUCUAAACGGCCUGGGAAGAUAAGCUCCCCCUCACGGCAGACAGUUCUCUUAGCUCUCCACAUGGCCAUUUCAUGCUCUGUUUAUAGUGAGAGAGCACUCUUUUUCAGGGGGCCUUUUUUAUAGCUGACCUAUAUGUCAUGUAUCACUUAUGCAGGUACUUUAUACUUUGUACACUGACUCGGCGUCAAAGAACUUGAAUUGUUCCUUUGUUCUAUUUUUUUUCUCUCCUUUGAUGUACGUGUUGCCAUUUUGUUUAUAUUCUCUUCCAAUAUCAGGCCUGCUCAGCUCAACCCCAGCUACAAGAGAAAUCAAACACUACACAUUUUUGCGCGCGUGUGUGUGUGUGCGCGAAUGUGUGUAUGGUAUAUGUGCAUGCUUAGAAAAUUGCGCCAAGGCCUUUUGUUGUCUGUUCUGCGGCUUAUAGUAAGGCUAAUGUUUAUAGACUGCAUAGCUCCACCAUCAACAUCAUUUGUUCACUGAAACAAAUGUGGUACUCAUCUUCAUCUACUUCUAAUAUCCCAAAGAUUUGUGUUUUUUAUCUUAUUUAUUUUCUCUCUGAAUUGAUCUACCAGCAAAAGGGUGCUGGGUUGUGAUUUUCUCACUGAACGAGACGGUGCUUCAAGAUAUUCUGAGAUGCUCUAGCACCCGUCUCCCUUCUCCUUUCAUGUUAUUUCAAACAGUGCCUAAACUUUCACCUAAACCAGGAACUCAUCCAGUCUUAGACCUCAGUCAGCAGUCCGUGUAAGGUCAGGCCAGCACUGACGAAUCAAUCAGAGAUACAGUUGAAAUUGGUGCCCGUUAUGCCUUAAAAUGCGGGGUUUCGCUCCAAGCUUCACCCUUGUUCGUCUGAAGAUGUCGUCUUUAAUGAAAAAUGCGCGAGCAGAGCUACGGCUCAGAGCAAUCAGCCUCAACAAAUACUCUUUAAAACUCGGUUUUCUACUGUUUUUGUGGUGAAAAGAAACUCAUCAAGUGUCUAAACGAAGGACUUCAGUGUGCUUGCGAUGUACAAUCAGUUCCCCUCUUUAAGCCCUGCCAUUCAAUGGAGCCCACCAGUCAUAUAUGUGGAACAGCAAAGUCUCAGCUGAUAGUUUAAAGAAAUACAUUUCUGACUAUGAUCAAAUGUCCAUAUUCCCGGCAAAAAAAAAAGAAAAAAAAUCAUUAGAUUCUCUGUACUUUGGAAAAUGAGUAUGAAACAUUUACUUUCUUUCCUUUUGCCAAUUGAACAAAAACUGAACUUGACGUGUUCAAUGUCACUACAGUUAUGUAGUAAUUCUUAUUUCACACAUAUUUAUUAUAAGUCUACAUGUCCUUCCUGAGUUGGAAAAGUAAUAAUCUGACAUUUUGGGAAAUUUGUCAGUUAGCUUAGUUUAGCAUUAACACCGGAAACCAGGGGAAAUUUAGUCUGACUUUGUCUCAAGUUUGUAAAAUCUAACAGCACCUCCAAAGCUCACUUACUAACUCAAAUUAUGUAGUCUGUCUUUCUUUUUUUUUUCUUUUUUUUUUUUUUUAAAGGAAGUGUUAAAACAAAAAAAAUGGUUUUAUAGGAGGCUAUUCGUUUGGACUACUUCAUGGCUGGGUGCAGUGACUUCCUGGAAUCUCUACUGGUUAGAAUUUUCUUUUUGGGUUAAAAAAAAAAAUGUUCUCGCCUUUGGACAUCGCCAAGCUUCAGGCUUCAGGAAGCAAGUACUUCAAAGAGUGUCAACGGAUAUUUUCAGCCCCUAAUUUUUAUAGGCGAAUGGAUCCAAAGAUGCAUGCUACUGGUGCGCUCCAUUCUUCCUUCCUUUCAAAUAUAUAUUUUUUUCUUAUACAGCAUCAUGCCUACAAAUAGUAACAUCAGAUGUUUGACAACAGCUAGUUUGAAUAAGCAAAAGUAACAGUUAAAUUGUGUUCAUUCAGGGUUAUAGUAGGUGUAUUUAUAUUCAAACUCAGGCAUUUGAGGAACAUGAAAACACUAUCCGUAUCUGCCUGUUCCGUUUGAGUGACACUACAGCCGACCAAUCGGACCCUUCACACUGACAGUACAACACACAACUGACAGCUGCUUCGGUGCUUUUUGUGUUGUUUAAUCCCAGGUCAUUGCACACAUGGGACCAGGAACACAGUUACCUUUAAAAGAUUAAAAAAAGAAGCAGGAUUUGAGUAGGGCCCCAUUGGAAAAGAAGGGGAGCCUUAAAAAACAGCUGAAAUCCUGAAGACAAACAUCCAUCCCUGAUUGUUUUGCCAAGGAAAUGUCACUUACUGUGGUUGAAAUGCAGAAUGCCUGAGGAUGUCCUUUUUCCUCCCCUGGUUGUGUCUGUUUCAUACAUCCUGUCCUGUGUACCAGUUGUACGUCCUUGGUGUGUGUGUGUGUGUGUGUGUGUGUGUGUGUGUGUGUGUGUGUGUGUGUGUGCGCAUGUUUUUAUCCCACAUCCCUUUCCCCUCUCCUGCUCCUUGAUCCAAAGCUACUGGGAUCAGCUGAGUAUGCUAAUACACACGAACACCUUUUCAGUAUAAUCAGAUCCUUUAAAGAUGAUCUUUAAUGUAUCAGGGACAGAGCCAAUCAGAUUUUAAAGAGUGUGUUUGUGCAUUAGUGUGUGUGUGUGUGUGUGUGUGUGUGUCAGCGUUUGUUUUCUCUGUCUCGUCUGGUGUUGAGUGUGUUCUCACAUGUCAGAGCCAUUUACAAGUGCCUGAACACAUCCUCUUUUUCUCCUCGUGUAUUUAAAUUGAUAAAAUUAAAGAAACAACUCCCUGUACUAAAUUAGACCCAUUUUUUACGCUUAGUAUUUUUACCUCUGUAAAAAAAAGAGCAAAAAUUAUAUUAUAUAUAUCAAGUGUAUGUUGUACAUUUUUAUUUCUAUUUUGUUUUUUUUUAAAUUGCUGUUUCUAACAUGUACGAUGGAUGUAGCUCUUGCUUUUUUCGAGAAGGAACAGGAAGUACUUUGUAGAUACUGAAGGGUGGCCAGGUCUGUGAGAAAACUAAAAUGAAAUGUGUGUCUUACCUUCCGCCUCCAAUAAAAUAAGAAAAAAACAGUGAAACCA
Labrus bergylta (ballan wrasse) is the source of this 5184-nucleotide messenger RNA. Its product is annotated as sprouty-related, EVH1 domain-containing protein 2. The record is from RefSeq and is a predicted model, not a curated record. Gene Ontology annotation, molecular function: protein kinase binding. Lineage: Eukaryota; Metazoa; Chordata; Actinopteri; Labriformes; Labridae. Gene Ontology annotation, cellular component: membrane. Gene Ontology annotation, biological process: multicellular organism development; negative regulation of MAPK cascade.